CCUCCGUCCCCCACCAGAAAACACUCCAUUUCCUCCCAUCAACCAGACCUUCCCAUCCCCAACCUCCUCACAGGCAGAAAGGCUGCACGCUCAUUGCGGCUCUUCCGUGACGCCCCCAAUCAGCAAAUUCACCACCAAAAUCAACACCAAAAUCAACACCAAAAUCAACACCAAAACCAGGACCUCCAUGAUGCAAACGCCUCUUCCACCUCCCCCACCUCCAUCCCCCUCGAGCCAGUCUCUUCCGCCACCUAUUUCCCCCACACGCCAGCCGACACAGAAUUAGCCGCCGAGGUUGCCCAAACGCCAAAUGCUGCCAAAGAUGCCUCCGACCCCGAAUCGCCCCAUACUCAGCAUCUCACGGCCAAGGUCGAGUUUGAGCACCUCAGCAAUGGCGAUAUCACCAAGAUCAAGGGCGACAUCUCCAAAAUCCAGUCCAGGACGUCGUCGCCAGUUCCAGACGACAUUCAGCACCAGAAAACUUACCAGAACGCGCACCAGCCGCCUUCCAGCCCUCUAGCAGCACCACCAGUGCCCUCACCAGAGUCUUUCCCGUUGGCAGUCGAAUUGCGUCCGUUCAAGAACAAGGUAGGGGGUCAUACUGCCAUUUUUUCGUUCUCCAAACGUGCUGUGUGCAAGGCGUUGAUGAACAGAGAAAACUUGUUCUACGAAGCCGUCGAGUUGCGGCAUCCGGACCUCUUGAAGUUCAUGCCCAAGUACAUCGGCGUGUUGAACGUCAGAUACUCCAGCAUCAUCACCGAAGACGCCAGCCACGAGAAACCAGUGUCUGUACACGGAGGAGUUGCUCUCGAAUCGCAUCCCAGCGACGACUACCCUCCCGAGGUGGUUUUGGACGAUAAUAAGCAUAUCAUCCCCGACUCUUUGUGGAAACAGUACUCGGAGUCGUUGCCAUCACCUGGGAACGAGUCCUAUAUGGCACGCAGCCGCCAAAACAGCUACCACGAGACAGAGGCGCCAGACCAGGAAACCACCGAACAGGACGGCGCGUCGGCGUCUUCUUCGCUUCAUUCGCAUAACCCCCACAACUACGCCUCCCGCAUCCCCAACAACAUCGGCUCCACGUUGGUCAACACCGAUUUGCAGGUCCAAAUUCUCCAGGAGGUAUUCCAGCCGUCAUUGAAGCACCACAGCCCUCCGAGCCACCAGGACGACAUUUUUGCGAUGGACGAAGAGACCAGCAUCAAGGAGGACUCGCCAGAGUUGCAGUCUCCACAUUCGCCCUCCAACGCGAAGUUCCUGGCCAUCUCCCGCAAGCACACCCGUUUCGAACGCUUCAUUCUCCUUGAGGACUUGACCUCCAAUAUGACCAGGCCCUGUGUGUUGGACUUGAAGAUGGGUACCAGACAAUACGGCAUCGAAGCCACCCACGCCAAGCAGAAGUCCCAGCGCAGGAAGUGCUUGGCCACCACCUCCAGAAAGCUUGGAGUCCGUAUCUGUGGCUUGCAGAUCUUCAAGAAGGAAGACAAUCCCGAGCUCAGUCCCUCCCAGGCCGAAUCCUCGCCAAAUCCACUCGUCAAAGACAAGUACUACGGGAGAAGAGUCAAGAUCGGAAUGGAGUUCUGCAAGAUCUUGUCCAAAUUCUUGUACGACGGCCAGUCCAACUACUCGAUCCUCGUGAAAAUUCCUCCACUCGUGGGCCAGCUCAGCGAACUAUACGAUGCAUUUAGCAGUUUGAUUGGCUACAGAAUGUACGGCUCGUCCAUCUUAUUGAUGUACGAUGGAGCAGCAUCAAAUGGCGAUGUCAAGGUCAAAAUCAUCGACUUUGCGCAGUCCGUUAUCACACCCCUGCCUGAAGGUAUAAAUGAGGCGGGCGAGGAGGUCACCGUGCCUCCAGCACACCCAGACCUGGCUGACCAGGGAUACUUGCGUGGAUUGAAGUCGUUGGUCAUGUACUUCAAGCUCAUAUUCAGAAUCAUUACUGGCGAAGAAUACAUCGAUGCAUCUCAGGCCAUGCACCACGUGCAGAAAAGUAAGCUGGAUUACAUGAAGAGAAACAUGUGGUUGGAUCACUACGCAGAAACAGACGAAAAGGAGCAGGAGGUGCCCUCGGACCCGUUCAACAUCGACUAU
Suhomyces tanzawaensis NRRL Y-17324 is the source of this 2091-nucleotide messenger RNA. It is a transcript of the gene KCS1, whose product is annotated as inositol polyphosphate kinase. NCBI's taxonomy places the organism in Eukaryota, Fungi, Ascomycota, Pichiomycetes, Serinales, Debaryomycetaceae. The annotation marks the transcript as partial. Gene Ontology annotation, biological process: phosphatidylinositol phosphate biosynthetic process; inositol phosphate biosynthetic process. Gene Ontology annotation, molecular function: inositol hexakisphosphate kinase activity. The record is from RefSeq and is a predicted model, not a curated record. The transcript is spliced from 2 exons. Gene Ontology annotation, cellular component: cytoplasm; nucleus.